UUUUCUAUCUCACCCCAUUCCUCCAUAUUUAUCUUUUAUAUUUAAUCACGUACCUUUUUAUCUCUUCACCUCAUAAAUAUUGUCUUUUGGCUUGGCGUGAGAUUAAGGCAGCUGGCAUUGGGUUUGGUUUCUCCUUUCUCUAACAAAAUUUACAGAGGACAACACAGGAGCGGCCUAGCGUUCAAUAUAUAUAUAUAUAUAUAUAUAUAUAUAUAUUUAUAGUCAUCUUUACUGACGGUGUCUGGAGAUUUUUAACCGAUUUUCAUUAUGGUCCGAAAAAUUUGCGUACUAGGAGCUGGAAUUAUUGGUCUCUACUCGGCUGUACGAAUUCUUGAAGACUUACAAAAUGUUGAUGUUACGAUUAUUGCUGAAAAAUUUUCUCCGAACAACACAACCGACGUGGCUGCUGGCUUCUGGAGACCCUAUAAAAUGGGCUCCACAAACGCGUUACUAAUCAAACGUUGGGGCGAUGAAACAUUCAAGUAUCUGCUCGACCUUCAUGAAUCGCCACUUGCAUCCAAGCUUGGUAUCAACCUUGUCUCCGGUUAUUGGCUUAAUAGCUCAGAGAUCAAUCCUAUCUGGAAAGACACGGUCUUCAAUUUACGGGAUCUGACUCCAGAAGAAAAUAAAUUAUUUCCAAAUUGCACGCCGUGA
This is a messenger RNA of Octopus bimaculoides (California two-spot octopus), 654 nucleotides long. RefSeq names its product D-amino-acid oxidase. Gene Ontology annotation, biological process: D-amino acid catabolic process. NCBI's taxonomy places the organism in Eukaryota, Metazoa, Mollusca, Cephalopoda, Octopoda, Octopodidae. Gene Ontology annotation, molecular function: FAD binding; D-amino-acid oxidase activity. Gene Ontology annotation, cellular component: cytoplasm. The record is from RefSeq and is a predicted model, not a curated record.